AAUCCGAUCAUUCCCGUGCCCUUCUGCUGCUGUUCCUCUUCCUUCUGCUUCUCCCUCUCUUUCUUUGGUAAUCUCUUUGAAGAAAAAUGAGUCUCUUCAGGAAGACGGAGUUCUGCUUGGACUCAUCUUUUGAUCUCCUUUACGACCAACUUUUUCCUCUCGCUCCGCGGAUGCCCUGCCACCCGCUGCUCCUCCCACCGCCGCCACCAUUGGAGAAGCCGCUCGUGCAGCCCCUGCCGUUGUCCGUCCUCGAUUUCUUCCACCCAAGCUCCAUCGACCUCCCAUUCGAUGCGCUCGAGAAGAGCUACGCUUCCGACUUGGUCGAGCUUAAUGCCACCCCCUUCUCCUCCACACUCAGGAGAUACAGGAAGGAAUAUCACUUCCCCGCUCCCGCCGUCUCCGAUCUGAUCGAGGUUAGCAGAACUCCCUUUUCCUCUUCCGUCAGGAGGUACAGGAAGGAAUGCCACUCCCCUGCUCCGGCGUCCCUGUUCUCCGCGUCGUCGACCUUCUCUUCCUUUGCCUCCGACCUCCGCCUGCCCGCCGAGGUCGAGAAGGACGCGAUGCUACAGUGCCUGAGCGAUCGCAUCUCUGCGCUCGAGCUGGGGCUCGAGGAGAUUUUCUCCUCCCACCCCAGGCUCGUCUGCAAGGAGAAAGCAGGGCGAGACGUUUCUUACAGCUACAAGCUCGAGUCGGAAGGGGGGAAGGGACUCGAUCGGAAGCAGAAAUGGACCGCCGAGAUUAAGGGGCUCCACGGUGAGGACUCGCGGAUCUCCGCCACGUACAAACUUGAGGCCUCCGCUAUGAAGAAGGAGAAAGACAAGAAGACGAAGCCCGCCGCCACCCGCGUGGUUCAGAUCGAAGACGUAGACUCCGCCGUCGCCCGCAAGCAGGAGCUGUUUGCGAAGCGGAGAUCAGCAGCCGUAGCAGCUAUUAAGAGCAGAGUAAGGAAAGGCAAGUGGAGGCAGCUCUCUCCUGAGGAUGCUGCCUUGAUCAUUCAGAUGAGCUUCCGAGCGCAUCUUGUUCGUCGCUCGCAGGCGCUUCGAGGACUUAGGGACCUUGCCAUAGCCAAGGCUAAAUUGAAGGAACUUAGAUCCUUGUUCAACAAUUUCUCUUACCGGCGCCGCCUGACUGUUGACGCCGAAGAACGGCAGAGGUUCUCGGAAAAGAUCAUCGUCCUCCUGCUCACUGUUGAAGGCAUUGCGGGUGUUGACUUGAUGAUUAGAGAGGCACAGAGGAGCAUGAUCAAAGAACUGGAAGCCAUGCUUGAGGCCGUGGAUCCACAACCUGCUGGUAAGCUGGCGUCAUUCAAGAGAAGGACGUUCGAUCUGCCUGAACCAUGCAGCAACGGUGAACUGGUAGAGAUGGCAAAGGGUGUGGCUGAGGUAGUGCAGAUGCUUGACCAAGACUGUCACAAGGUGGACAUCCGUGGGUAGACACACAAAACUAGUAACGCACAAAGCAUCUCUUCUGGUUUGUUGUCUAUCAAUUCCGUCGUGGUAGAAGUUUUCUGACAUGAUCGUCCGCGCUUUCCUUCUAGUUGUUUUAACUUUUCCUGCUGAAACAGGAAGUUUUUGGAUGGACCCCUUCUUGUUGUGUUUAUGCGAGAUGUAAACUCUAUUUAUCAUGUGAUCCUAUAUUACUAGGCUACUUCUUGUCUC
Messenger RNA from Nymphaea colorata (pocket water lily), 1658 nucleotides. Its product is annotated as BAG family molecular chaperone regulator 7-like. Gene Ontology annotation, molecular function: protein binding. The transcript is spliced from 3 exons. NCBI's taxonomy places the organism in Eukaryota, Viridiplantae, Streptophyta, Magnoliopsida, Nymphaeales, Nymphaeaceae. The coding region runs from base 87 to 1433 and encodes 448 amino acids. Gene Ontology annotation, biological process: protein folding. The record is from RefSeq and is a predicted model, not a curated record. Gene Ontology annotation, cellular component: plasmodesma.